AUGAAAUACAAAUCAUUAUUGGAAUUAGAAAAUAAGGACAAACCUAAUAAAUUACGUCAACCAUUUGGUAUGUCACUAAUUGCAUUGGCUACAAGCGAUGAUGAACAAAGAAUAAAUGAACCCUUAAUUUGUAUAGUUAGUGAUGAACUGUAUUCUAAGUGUAAGGAGGCUGCUGGUUCUGAAAAUUGGACAUCCGAUGGAUUUCACUUGUCGGAAUUUCUUAAUUCACUUGAAGUUGCUUUUUCCAACAAUACUGUUGUACGACAUAUUUUGGAUGAUAAAACAGACGUGAAAUCAGACUCAAUAACAUUCUUCGCGACACUUCUCAUAUCUUGCUAUGGAUUAUUAUUUAAUCAAGAUGCUGAUGAUCUCGAAAAGCUUAUUUCAGAGGCUUUACUAAAAAUUCUGUUAUGUAUUUCUAAUUAUCCUGAAUAUCGAAAGCCAUUGAAAGAGGAUAAUCAAUUUUAUGUUCUAAUUGGAAGUCUUGCCAAACAACCAAAACAAGAUAUUGCCAAACGAAUUUGGUCCAAUCUGAAUAUAAAAGAAAAUCCUACAAGAGAACCUCAUCCAUUGCAAGUUCGAAAGCAACCAAUGGCCUUUAUUAGUUAUAACUGGGCCGAUGAUAGUUUUUGUGAACGAUUUCUUAAAGAGCUACGCAACCACACAAGUAUAAAACUUUGGAUUUGUUCACUACAUGAUGGUGGAUAUUAUGAACAAAAAAAUGAAUGUUGA
This is a messenger RNA of Rotaria sordida, 732 nucleotides long. Lineage: Eukaryota; Metazoa; Rotifera; Eurotatoria; Philodinida; Philodinidae. The record is from the annotation of a GenBank genome assembly.